AUGAUGUACAAAGGAAGUUCUACACUUUUCAAAUAAAAAAUUCAAAUCAUUUCACUUGUUAAUUAUAAAGACUAAUAAAUUAAAUUUAGUUAUAGAAUUUUAGAAGUCAUAUCCUAAAUUAAUUUAUUGUUAACUUUUAAUAUUGUAGAGUUUUACUUUUAAAGUCUUAACAUAUCUCUCAUAUUUGCUUUUAUGAUCGUUAACCCUAUUAUUAUUUUUAUUCUGAGAAUAUUCUAUAAAAUUAUUGAAACAAUAUACAGAUUCAGAAAAAUUCCUGCGAUUAUUAGUUCGUUCAUUCUAAUCAUAUUAUUGAUAUUGCCGAAUAUUAUCCUCUUUAUUAUUCACAGAACCAGAUUGGAAGCUCAAUCAGAAAUAUAUUUAAUGGUUAUUAUUUUCUUAGUGAAUAUUGUAAUAUAAUAAACUGUGAUUGAAGCAAUUUCAAUAUUUGGAAGAAUUUCAAUUUAUAGAUUAAUAGCCUCAAGCCUCAAAUAAAUGAAACUUAACCCAUUAUUUCAUUUGAUGCAUUUUUUUGUUAUGCACAGCAGUCUAGAAGAUAUUUUCGACGAGUUCUUAAAAAUUUGAAAUGAUAUUUUGAACUACAUAAAGAGUAA
Messenger RNA from Paramecium tetraurelia, 611 nucleotides. RefSeq lists its product as uncharacterized. The transcript is spliced from 3 exons. NCBI's taxonomy places the organism in Eukaryota, Ciliophora, Oligohymenophorea, Peniculida, Parameciidae. The record is from RefSeq and is a predicted model, not a curated record.